AUGCAGAGAGUGUUACUACUUGUUUGCUGCGUUUAUAUGGCUACGGCUGCAACAACAACAAACCGACCGCAGCAUUCCACCCAUACCCAUCGUCCACACUCUCACGGAACGCGCCCCACUCACGAGGCAUCAGUGGGAGAAUCGUUCUCAUUCUACUACGACUAUCACACGCAUAUUUUGUCAGUAAGAUCUGGACAUACGUGUUAUCUGUAUAAAACAAGUCCACAGGAACAGAUGGACGUUCAUUCUUCACAUGGACUUCAUUCAAUUGAGAAAAAUGUCAUUGAUAUCAUCGACUCCAAUCCAACUAUGGUCUCCAUAACACACGAUGCUCUGGUUGCCAUGCAUGCAGCACUUGGACACAUAUGUAACCCGAAGCGCUACACCAAUAUCUAUCAGAUUAACUAGUUCGC
Messenger RNA from Saccostrea echinata, 413 nucleotides. RefSeq lists its product as uncharacterized. The record is from RefSeq and is a predicted model, not a curated record. Bases 1 to 408 code for a protein of 135 amino acids. The transcript is spliced from 4 exons. NCBI's taxonomy places the organism in Eukaryota, Metazoa, Mollusca, Bivalvia, Ostreida, Ostreidae.